GAUUUGCAUACCUCCCUCCUGUUCGCUGUUUCCCGGAUAGCCACGUAUAUAAAUCAACGUAGGAUUCGUCACGGCGUCUAAAGCUCAUCAUGGAUUCCUCCCUAUACAAAGACUUCACGACCUCUCACGGCCAUACCUACCACUACUUCUUCUCCCCCCCAAAGGAUAACGCCAAACCAUACCUGCUUUUUUUGCACGGCUUUCCCAGCACCUCGUUCGAUUGGCGACACCAGGUUCCUUUCUUUCUCAGUGAGGGUUAUGGGCUCAUAGUCCCAGAUAUGCUUGGCUUUGGAGGAUCCUCGAAGCCUGUCGAUCUCGCGGAUUACAGGUCGACCAUUCUUACGAAAGAUCUAGUGGAGCUAGUAGAUGGGGAGAAUGCUACCCAGGUGGUCGCCAUUGGACAUGAUUGGGGCUGCAAGAUCAUCAGCCGUCUUGCUAAUUACUACCCUGAUCGAUUCGUCGCGUUCGGCCUCUUGGCCGUCGGAUAUUUCCCGCCGAGUACGGAAAGUAAUUACGAGCAGUUCCUGGACCUCUCUAAGAAAACUUUCGGUUACGAACUCUUCGGAUACUGGUCCUUCUUCUCUUCAGAGGGUGCCGACAAGAUCAUCGAGGACAAUAUGGAGCCGUUCUUACGACUCUUGUACGCUCAUGACCCAAAGUUGAUGAUCUCCGAUUUCGCGCCUACCGGCGCUUUGAAAGCGUAUCUAUUGCAAGGCAAGACCGACGUUCCGUUGGCUUCAUACAUCACCGAGGAGGAAAAGGACUUCCACAAGAAAGAACUCCUUGACGGUGGCAUGGCCAGUUGUCUAAACUGGUACAAGAUCAUGACCUCGGAGAUCGAUGCCGAGGAUAACAAAGCUGCCCCGGAGAAAAACCUUGAGGUUACGAAGCCAGUUUUCUACGGUGGUGCACUGAAAGACUUCGUCGCUCUUAACGCCGUCAACAAAGCGGGGACCGUUGCAAAAUGUAAGAACGCGACUAUUCAUGAAUAUGAAGGCUGUCACUGGGUGAUGUGGGAGGCGAAAGAUGCAGUCAACCGGGAUUUGUUGACUUGGCUGAAGGCACUGUAAUUGUAGUCAUGAUCUUGAAAUAUAAUGUCAAAGAAGACGAAAGUUGUACACUAACGAUGAGGCACAAUAUAUAUCACUCGUGCAGGACUCAAGGCGGAUUAGGGCUUAAUUCGGCAGAGGCCGCCUUUGUGCUCAGGCAUGGAUGUCGAUCAGAAAACAUGUGUUCUACUCGUGUUACAUGAUGCGUCCAUUGGUAUCCGU
Messenger RNA from Desarmillaria tabescens, 1271 nucleotides. RefSeq names its product Alpha/Beta hydrolase protein. Bases 90 to 1070 code for a protein of 326 amino acids. The transcript has 5 exons. The record is from RefSeq and is a predicted model, not a curated record. NCBI's taxonomy places the organism in Eukaryota, Fungi, Basidiomycota, Agaricomycetes, Agaricales, Physalacriaceae. Gene Ontology annotation, molecular function: hydrolase activity.